Diachasma alloeum is the source of this 2236-nucleotide messenger RNA. It is a transcript of the gene Hop2, whose product is annotated as homologous-pairing protein 2 homolog. Gene Ontology annotation, cellular component: DNA recombinase auxiliary factor complex; condensed nuclear chromosome. Gene Ontology annotation, biological process: homologous chromosome pairing at meiosis; meiotic strand invasion involved in reciprocal meiotic recombination; meiotic joint molecule formation. Gene Ontology annotation, molecular function: recombinase activator activity; double-stranded DNA binding. The coding region runs from base 386 to 1006 and encodes 206 amino acids. NCBI's taxonomy places the organism in Eukaryota, Metazoa, Arthropoda, Insecta, Hymenoptera, Braconidae. The record is from RefSeq and is a predicted model, not a curated record. The transcript has 3 exons.
CAACGACAUGUGCACAAGUACUUUUAAACAUUUGUUGACGAAGGAAACGUAGUUCAGACGUUGAUUGUCGAUUGAUUCAGUUGUUCAAUUAAAUCUUUACAAUUACUUUGAUAUCUCAGUGUUCACACAUUCAGUUUCGGCAUUUGACGGAUUUUCGUUCAUUGGACUAGACCGGGUACAGCUUAUUUACACAACAGAAUAGAAUUUGUUGUCCGUGUGGUGCAUCGGGGUGAAUUGUAAUUAUUAAUUUCGUGUGAGUUAUCAGGGUUUUCGAUUAUGAAUUUGGAGGAUUAGUUUGGAGUGAUAACAAGAGACAUUUGAGGCUGGUGGCAGUGAGGUUAUCUACGGAUUGACUUGAGAUUUUGAGAACAAUAAUUAAAUCAAUAUGGCGACGGCAGAAGCGGUUCACAAUUUUCUGAAGACUCAGAACAGGCCCUACAAUCUCAAUGAUAUUGUGUCGAAUCUUCCCAAUGAGAAGAGCAAGGCGACCAUUCAACAGGCACUGGAGGAGUUGAAGAAAGAGGGAAAAGUUUUUGAGAAGACGUACGGAAAACAGAAAAUCUAUUGCGUAACUCAAGCCACAAAGCACAAUGCUGCUGAGUUGAAAAGAAUGAGCGGUGACCUGCAAGCUCAUGCAGCCGAGUUGGAAAUGAGACGGAAGGCGCUUGAGCAUGAGGUUAAAAUUCGGGAGGAAAAAUUAGAAGCGUUGAAGUCCGGUCCAACUCUGGAGGAAGCUAUCAGGGAGAGUGACGCGGUUAAGUUAAGAGUAACAGCACUAGAAACCAAAUUGGAUCAUCUAGUGGAGAGGUCUAGCAGUCAGCCGAAUCUGGGGGAAAAGAAGAAGAAGGCCGAGGUUUUGAGGGACCAGUAUUCCCGUGAAUACUUGAAAAGGAAGAGAAUAGGUUCUGAGAUAGUUGACAGUAUUUUGGAGGGAUUCCCAGGGACAAAGAAGCAACUGUUUGAAGAAGUGGGGAUCGAGGAGAGAAUUGUUAAAAUAGUUAAAUAGAGAUAUAAUGGGUUCAGGUCGAUGGAGGAGGAAUUAUUUGAAUGUUUGAAAUGAUUUGCUUCAAUGCAGGGUAUUGAACACUGAUUUUUCACAUUCAGAAUAAUUCCCCAUAUUUGUUAUUUGGUACUGCAUCUAUUUAUUGCAGUUCGAGCUGUAAAAAUUGGAAGACUGAAACUCCAUGACUUUACUUACCAAUCCAAUUAUUAUCGUCGCGAUGUUCAGACGUAUUUUUGGAUCCCUCAGUGAUCUAUAUCGUAAAUCUACACCAUUCCAAAAGGCUGUUAGAUAUACGAGUACCUCAGAAACAUCCGAUUGGAAUGACCUGAAGCCGAUUAAACGAAAGCAUAUCCAAUUUCGUUGAUUAAAUUGAAUAGAAAAGGUAUUCAUCUACUCACUUGAAAGUAUCGUACUCGACUAUAGUCAAAAUUUCAGGAUACACAAUGUUCGAAUGGGUCUUCAUCUUACUGUAUUUAUGUCUUGAGUUUCGUUCAUCACGAGUUACGAAAGAGUUGUUCGAGAAUGAUCGGUUGUUAAAGUUCAAAGCAUUUUUCACAUCAUCCGUCUUUAUGAUCAAGUGAUGCUCCGUCUGCGAGUAGCUUUCAUUAUUCUUUGUGAUACUGGGAAGCAAUUUCGACUGAUGAUGAGAUUUGUUUUUGCUGAUUACUUCGUCUAUCACUCUCUGUGGAAGGGAGCGUAUCGCGAAAUGGUGACCGAAAGUGCCGUCGAAUUUGUAUGAAUUGUUAGUGCCUUGGCGUACUAUUAUCGCCGCAUUGUUCGAUUCGUCCUGAUAGGCGUGAUAAAUCUAGAAGAACAUAAAUUACUAAAAUUGAAUAUUAAGAAGAUUUACUGCGAUCGUUUUUUAUAUGAGAAUAGAGAAAAAUUCUCUUACUCCGUAUGUAUCAUAUUUUGUGUAAUGGAGACCUCUGGGAGACGAUUUGUUCGACUCGACUGUAUAGACUGGUGUAUGUCUUCCGAAUAGCAUCCCCUCAGCUGGCCACAAGUACAAUGUCACAUCCUUCCCGAAGGAUUUGAAAUAUACUUUUGGGUUUGAUGUAUUUUUUGUAGUAAUAGAGUGUAAUACUGGCACUACUUGAUACUCAGGAACUAGGAUGAGUAAAGUUAAGGAAUGAAGAAUAAUUUAUAUAUGAAAUUCGAAAUUGUUUAUUUAUUCAUACGUACCAGUGUCACAUUCUGUCUGGAAGAUAGACUGAACUUCUUCAUCUGUCAGUG